This is a messenger RNA of Durotheca rogersii, 3374 nucleotides long. RefSeq names its product cell cycle control protein cwf19. The transcript has 2 exons. NCBI's taxonomy places the organism in Eukaryota, Fungi, Ascomycota, Sordariomycetes, Xylariales, Xylariaceae. The record is from RefSeq and is a predicted model, not a curated record. Gene Ontology annotation, cellular component: post-mRNA release spliceosomal complex. The coding region runs from base 569 to 2719 and encodes 716 amino acids. Gene Ontology annotation, biological process: mRNA splicing, via spliceosome.
UGUGGGGCAGAGUGGGCGGAGAAAGACUCUGUGGCCGAGGGGUACGAUUGCGAACUGCCUUCAUGAGACCCCGCGAAAAAAAAAGCUUGCUUCGGACUAACCGCGCUAAGACCGAUCGGAGUCGGCUGACUCAUAGGCAGCGGGUCGGAAAUUCAGUCUGAGCAGGGCCACGGUUCAAGUUCCUACCAGGCCGCUUUUACCAUGCAUCGUUUUUUUUCCCUUCAAGUGUAAUUAAUUAAAGAUCUUCAAGAGAGGACGAAAUUGAGAGAAAGAGACUCGAGGUAAAUCGGACCUACCAAAAGAAGGGAGUCUAAAUCUGCAAUAAGAUAAAACGCAGUAGAACAUUAGGGUUAGAUGGGUUUGUAUGCUCCGUGACGGAAAUAUGCUUCUAGCAGGUCCCAAAUCAUAGGUACAUCAGGUACCUCUUGAACCCAAAUUUCCAGUAAGGUUGUCGUCACACCACCGGCUCCCAUUCCUACCUGGUACAUGUAUUUUCUGCCGUUCACUCUCCUCCCUACCUCUUUCAUAAGAAGCUCGUACCUUGAGCACACUGCCCGACGUCAACUUGAUGCAGCCAUCUCCACCGAUGGACGGCCUCGAAGAAUUUGAGAAGGCCCUUGCCGCAGAGAAAUCCGAGAAGGAGCGCGCGGACCGCACCUCAGAAGACAAGAGACAUCGAAAACACAGACAUCACCAUCGACGAGAUCCAUCUACGGAGCGAGACCGCGACCGCGACGGUCACCAUCAGAGUCGCCGCAGAUCACGAAAUCGGCGCGAAGACGGCGACAACGACGGCCACCGGCAAAAGAGAUCGCGCCAUUCCCGAGACGAUGAGCACGGAGAACGCCACCACGGCCGCGAGGACCGCAGAGACGAGCGCGAUUCGGACAGACGCGCUCGACACGCGAAGGCCUCAGACGCUAAGGAAGAUCUACCAUUGCCCAACGAGGAGCAGACGCCCACGGGAGAGUCGAGCAGGUCGUCCGGCGUUGAUAAAAAGCUGGUCCGAGAUUCCUGGAUGACAGAUCCAUCUGCGUUAGAUAUCGACUACACUCAGAAAGGUUCCAGGCCGUCUAAACCCCCGCCGCCGUCGGAUCCGGCACCACAGAGGGAGAUUCACAAGCGGGAGAUCAACGCCGUUCAGCUGCAAGAAUUGAACAGCGGGAAAUCACUCGACGAACUCGAGCUACCAGCCCAGCAUAACGUCGACUACACAUUCGGCGACAGCGGAUCGCAAUGGCGCAUGACAAAACUCAAUGGGGUGUACAACACAGCCGAACAGGCUGGGCGACCCGUCGAUGAAGUAGCCUUGGAACGGUACGGAAACCUGCGAGACUUUGACGACGCUCGCGAGGAGAAGAUUGAGAUGGAUCGACGUAAGCUCUACGGGCGGGACUAUGUUGGCAAGGAGAAGCCCAGCGGAGAACUGUUUCAGGAGAGGAAAUUGAGCGAAGGCGUUCAUGAGAAGCGUCAGGCCCCACCAGAGCCAAUUACCUUGGAGCAGGGCACCGUAAUUCCCAACGACGCAUCCGCCCGUGCAGCUGCUCAGCUCGACCAGACGGCACUAAACCGAUUAAAGGCCCAGAUGAUGAAAGCGAAGCUCAAGAAAGCACCGGAUGCAGCCAAGUUAGAGGCGGAGUAUAACCAGGCGGUCGCAACUGUUGCAUCCCGGGGCCCCGAGGCGGUAGUGCUCAACGUCAUGGAGAAUCGCAUGCUAGCGGGGACGCGCGGGGAGGCCAAGUCCGUCGAUACGAAGCGCGGCCGCGAGAGGGGACACGUGGAACAGAACGACGACAUGACGAUUGAGGACAUGGUCCGAGAAGAGCGGCGGACACGCGGUCAGAUGGGCGGGGACGGAUUACGGCUGGCCGAACGGAUUGCGAAGGACGCCAAAUUCGACAACGACUUGGAAUACAUGGACGAGAACGCGGAGAAGCUGGCCAAGCGGGUGCAGAAAUCCGAGAUAAAUCUCAAGAACACGGCGGUAAACGAGUUUCAGAAGAUCAACAAGAUCCUCGACAACUGCCAACUAUGCCAUCACGAGGACCGCAACCAACCGCCGAUCGCGCCCGUCGUCUCGCUAGCAACGCGGGUCUACCUGACGCUACCUACGCAACCGGAGCUAAGCGAGGGCGGGGCCGUGAUCGUGCCGGUGCAGCACCGGACCAACCUACUGGAGUGCGACGACGACGAAUGGGAGGAGAUCCGCAACUUCAUGAAGUGCCUGACGCGGAUGUACCACGACCAGGGCCGGGAGGUGAUAUUCUACGAGAACGCGGCGACCCCGCACCGGCACCUGCACGCGGCGAUGCAGGCGGUGCCGAUCCCGUACUCGCUCGGGGACACGGCGCCGGCGUUCUUCAAGGAGGCGAUGCUAACGACGGACGAGGAGUGGACGCAGCACAAGAAGGUGAUCGACACGGGGGCGCGAGCGCGCGAGGGGCUGGGCAAGCUGGCGUUCCGGCGCUCGAUAGCCAAGGAGGCGCCGUACUUCCACGCGUGGUUCAGCCUCGACGGGGGACUGGGCCACGUGGUCGAGGACACCAACCGAUGGCCACGAGGAGACCUGUUCGCGCGAGAGAUCCUGGGCGGGAUGAUGGACGUCGGGCCGGAUGUGAUCAAGAAGCAGGGACGGUGGCACAAGUCGGACACGCGAGUCGAGGGGUUCCGGAAGCGCUGGAGGAAGUUCGACUGGACGAGAGUGCUCACUGACGCGUAAUGGCGCGCGGCGGGAUGUUAAUAUCAGCCAUUAUUACCCUACCAUGCAGGGGGACCUAGCCUUGGAUAGAUAGAUGGGGUAGGUCUGCCGAGCGCGUAGAGUAUAUAGCUCGAGAAGAAUAAAUGUGGCUAGCUACGGAAGACGGGCCAAACAGCAUCCGAGAGGAAGAAAGGAGCGGUGAUUGAUUCGAUUCUCUCGGUUACCUAGGUAGUCGACCUCCCAUCUUAACCAAGAAAGGACCUGCGCACGCGGGGUGGAAAUUUGCCUUGCACAGGGACAACCCGCUGCAGGCAAUCCGAAUCAGGCAACUAUCCACCAAUGAGAUGGGGUGGUGUCGACUUAGCCGUAAUGAAGCAGGAGACCUGCCGGCGCAGGAUGCAGAAUCGCGGCCAGGCCCCGACGCGGUUCUCGUUGCCGAAGGGGGAGGUGAUAGGUUGUACGUAGGUAGCAUGUGCGCAGGGGAUACGUGAAGAGAGGUCGUAUUUGCGGCGGCUCCGGCGGCACGCCAACUAGCCCUCGUACUACGGGUAUGGGUGAAUAAUGAGGAUCGUUUUGCGAGUGUAGGUACUCAUAGGUGGCCGUGACACCUGCAACGGCUCUGAUACCUGGAACACGAACAGCUGUAACAUGUAACAGCUCGACGUGGAGGCGAUCG